Messenger RNA from Colletotrichum higginsianum IMI 349063, 807 nucleotides. RefSeq names its product Arylesterase. The transcript has a single exon. The record is from RefSeq and is a predicted model, not a curated record. Lineage: Eukaryota; Fungi; Ascomycota; Sordariomycetes; Glomerellales; Glomerellaceae. The coding region runs from base 1 to 807 and encodes 268 amino acids.
AUGGACGACUUCUUCAGACCGCCCAUCGUGCUCAUCCACGGGCUGUGGAUGACCCCUCUGUCAUGGGAGCGCUGGGUACCCUUCUUCCAAAAGAGAGGGUUCGAGGUGCACGCGCCCGGUUGGCCCGGGGUCGACGGCCGGACCGAGGAGGAGAUCCGCUCCGAUCCGAAGCCCCUCGCCCCCCACCGCAUCCAAGACAUCGUGGACCACUACGAGGCCUACAUCCGCAAGCUGCCGGAAGCCCCCAUCAUCAUAGGCCACUCGUUCGGCGGCCUCUUCGCCCAGAUCCUCCUGUCCCGCGGCGUCGGCGCCCUCGGCGUCGCCGUCUGCCCCGCGCAGCCGGCGGGCAUCGUCUACAUCUCGCCCAGCACCGUCCGGGCCGCCAUGCCCGUCUUCGCCCACCCGCUGCACUCCGACGCCACCGUCCCCAUCUCCGAGAGCCACUUCCGCUAUUGCUUCGGCAACCUCCUGUCGGCCGCCGAGAGCAAGGCCCAGUGGGCGAGGUACUGCAUCCCCGCCGACUCCCGCGUGCUCUGGCAGCUGGCCACCAGCGUCACGGCCGGGCAGGCGGCGCCCAACUACGUGCGGUUCGACAAGCCCGACCGGGCCCCACUGCUGCUCAUCGCGGCCUCCAAGGACCACAUCGUCACCGCCAGGACCGUCAAGGAGGAGUACAAGGCGUACAAGGGACGGGCCGUCGUGCAGUUCAAGGAGUUUGAGGGCCACAGCCACGGACUCUUGUUCCAGGACGGCUGGGAAGACGUCGCAAGUUAUGUUCUCGAAUUUAUAGAAAGCCAUAUCUCUUGA